AACGUUAUUUCACGUAUGAAGAAAGAAUCUGCAUACAAAUGGCUAGAAUUUCAUGGAACAGCUUCAGUUUCGUUAUACAGCGCUUUAAUGCAAAAGAAUUCUAGAAACUUCUCUGUUGUAUGUUGUCGAAGUGCUAAAGGAAUCAUGCCAAUGUUCAAGUCGAAGUCUAUGAUUAGACUGAAUGAUAACAGCAAUGACAAUUCAGUUCGAUCUGCGGAGAAAGCUGGUAUUCUUUUUCCCGGGUCACCUGGAACUUACCGCAAAAUCAGCGCCACCAAUCAGCUGAAUAACGCAAAACCUAGGCGGAUCACGGCUGGCAACAUGUUAGCUAACAAAAUGGCAGAGGUUGGAGUUGCUAGUGUUGGGAGCUGGCCAAAUGACAAGGAUUCCUACGAACUUGGCGAAGUUAUUGGUGUUGGUGCCACUGCAAUUGUUCAUAGUGCAUUCUGCAAGCCUAGGAAAGAGAAAUGUGCUAUAAAACGAAUCAACUUGGAAAAAUGGAAUACGAAUAUGGAUGAACUUUUAAAAGAAAUACAAGCAAUGAGUGCCUGCAAUCAUGAAAAUGUUGUUAGUUAUUUCACAUCCUUUGUCGUGAAAGAAGAAUUAUGGCUGGUAAUCAAACUUCUAGCUGGAGGGUCAUUACUAGAUAUUAUUAAACACAAAAUGAAAAUGGAAGACUGUAAACAUGGUGUUUUUGAUGAAGCUACUGUUGCUACAGUUCUAAGAGAAGUUCUUAAAGGUUUAGAAUAUUUUCAUAACAAUGGCCAAAUUCACAGGGAUAUAAAAGCUGGAAAUAUUUUGCUUGGUGAUGAUGGAACUGUUCAAAUUGCAGAUUUUGGUGUGAGUUCGUGGUUGGCAACAGGGGGUGAUUUGUCUCGUCAGAAGUCGCGCCAUACAUUUGUGGGCACACCUUGUUGGAUGGCUCCUGAAGUAAUGGAACAAGUAACUGGAUACGAUUUUAAAGCAGAUAUAUGGAGUUUUGGCAUAACUGCCAUUGAAUUAGUGACUGGAACUGCACCAUAUCAUAAAUAUCCUCCUAUGAAGGUUUUAAUGCUGACUUUACAAAAUGACCCUCCUACAAUUGAUACUGUAGCUGAAGAAAAGGACCAGUAUAAGAAUUAUGGAAAAACGAUUCGAAAGAUGAUUGCAGAUUGUUUACAGAAAGAUCCUUCAAAAAGGCCUACUGCAUCAGAACUCCUAAAGCAUCCAUUUUUCAAAAAAGCCAAGGAUCGUAAAUAUCUUAUCCAGAUGUUAGUUUCCUGUGCACCUAGUCUUGAAAUACGAGCUCAAAAGCUGAAAAAUACAAAAAGAGUUCCUGGUACUAGUGGCCGUCUUCAUCGAACAGAAGCCGGUGACUGGGUCUGGUCAUCAGAUGAAGAAAGUGAAGAGAAAAAUGAAACCUCUGAUACCCCUAGCAACAAAAUUGAACAGCUUUCAGCAGAGAGCGAGUCACAAAAAAUUGAAGCUCAGCCUCCUAGUACGCAGUCAGAUAGUCUUCCAUGUAAUGUAACACCUGUUUCAAAUGAAAUUACUCCUCCUAAAGAUCAAAAUACAGUUGUUAGUUCUGAACCAAGUGCUUAUCAAGAAAAUGUUGCCACAUUAACAAAUGAAUCUAGUAGUCCUCAACUAAUUAAUCUGGUUUUAAGGAUACGGAACCAAAAAAAGGAAUUAAAUGACAUUAGGUUCGAAUUUCUUCCAGAUAGAGAUACAGCUGAUGGUAUUGCAGCAGAACUUGUUGGUGCUGGUUUGGUAGAUGGCAAAGAUAUAAUAGUUGUUGCUGCUAAUCUUCAGAAACUUGUGGAUAAUUUGUCAUUAAAAUCUGCAGUCUUUGCCUUGAAUCCUGGUCCUAAUCCUUCUGAGGUGCCUGAUGAAAAAGCUCUAAUAGGUUUUGCACAGUUAUCUAUUGCUACAGAAUAAAACGAUAUGGGACCAAAUAUAAUUCUACCAGCAUUAAGAUCACCUAAAGAACUAGUCCAGCCUUCAGGCUCAGACGUUUGCUUUGCCAACCACUUCAGGUGGUCUUCACUUGCCUCUGUCUGGAAACUUUCUUUGUGAAAGAUUAUGCUAUUAUAGUUCAUUAUUUAUGAUAUAAAAUGCCAAUUUAAUAUAUAUUUUGGACCUGUGUACCUUUUUGCAAUAUAUAGCCUUAUCAGUUCUAUAUUUCUGUGAUUCUUUGUGAUUUCUUAACAUGACUGAAAAAACGUUUUGUAUCAAUUGCACAAAGUGCAACAAAUAUCCAGGACUGUGAAGGCCUUCUGCACUAAGGGGCCUUAAAUUUCUGAAGAUGCAUAAACCUGAUCCUGGACGAAAAAUCCCUUCAUUCUUUUGUUAAAAAAAGAUGCAAACUGCAGCAUUCCCCACCUUUACAAUUUCUACUGAAACUCUUUGAAAAUGGAAACUCACUUCUUAUAAUGCACUUUUUGUUGUACUAUGUUUUCGUAACUGUUUGUGAAUAAAGUGAGAAAAAGGGAAUACGUUAA
This is a messenger RNA of Stegodyphus dumicola, 2480 nucleotides long. RefSeq names its product oxidative stress responsive kinase frayed (gene fray). NCBI's taxonomy places the organism in Eukaryota, Metazoa, Arthropoda, Arachnida, Araneae, Eresidae. Gene Ontology annotation, cellular component: cytoplasm. Gene Ontology annotation, biological process: protein phosphorylation. The record is from RefSeq and is a predicted model, not a curated record. Gene Ontology annotation, molecular function: ATP binding; protein serine/threonine kinase activity.